Messenger RNA from Fusarium redolens, 2435 nucleotides. RefSeq names its product fungal-specific transcription factor domain-containing protein. The coding region runs from base 210 to 2405 and encodes 731 amino acids. The record is from RefSeq and is a predicted model, not a curated record. Gene Ontology annotation, biological process: DNA-templated transcription; regulation of DNA-templated transcription. The transcript is spliced from 6 exons. Gene Ontology annotation, molecular function: DNA-binding transcription factor activity, RNA polymerase II-specific; zinc ion binding; DNA binding. NCBI's taxonomy places the organism in Eukaryota, Fungi, Ascomycota, Sordariomycetes, Hypocreales, Nectriaceae.
ACAGGACUGUUUUGAGGCCGUCGCCGGCGCCGGUUCAUUCUCCGGCACCGGGCCGUAGCAUGAGUAGCUUAAGCCGGCGCAUUCUUGGGCAUCAAGUUCCGGCAUAAAUUCAGGAACUUCCCACAAUCUCUCUAGAGAAAUUUUCGCCUGAAUUGAUGCUCGUUUUCCCUUUUGGCUUUGUCGUAAUAGAUACCGGUGAUUAAGUGAACAUGGAUACAAUAGAGUACCGACCAACGUCUCCGGUCCGGAAGACACAGAGAAGAACAACAAGGGCAUGCGAUGAUUGUCGCCGACUCAAGGAGAAAUGUAUCGGCUCUAUGCCCUGCGACAGAUGCAAAUACUUUGGCAGGCCUUGUCAAUUCAGCGAUAGGUUCAGAAGAAGCCGAGUUUCUCGGAUGGCGACACAAAUGAUCAAAGCACCUGCGGUGGAGGUAACGUCUGAGGAUGUCUCUGUAUACUUUGAGGCGGAACGUAUCCAGGCGCUAGAGCAUAUCGUGAGACAUUACACAGGGCUUGAGGAGUUCAGCAGAGAGAAGCUUGAGACCGUCAUCGCAGAUCUUUCGUCUGCGACAAAUGAAGAAGAUUUGGCGGAUGUGAUUGAGGUUGAUAUUGAGAAUGAUGAUAUGAGCAGUGAUGGAAGGGAUUGCGCGAGUGUAGAUACAGCAUCAACUGCCAACGUAGAGUUCUCUCAUCAUGAGUUUUCUCGCCGUGUACAGAAGAAGGUCAAAGAUGAGCUGACCGACUUUGAGUAUGAGGACUCAGGAGCAGACACAGCAGUCAGCGAUAAAGCAAACACUUCUCAGCUUCUCUCCCGAGACGCAGCAGUUCUUGAAGCGGUGCCCUUAUUCCCACCAGCUCCCUCUGCUCUGAUCCUCUUGCGAGUAUUCUUUGAAAUCGCCCAAACAAACUAUUUCUAUAUCGACGAGGAGACACUUCGACAACGCCUUGACCAGUUCUACUCUUGUCCUACCCGCGUGGGCAGUGAAGAUGCCCCUUGGGUCUCGGUCGCGUUGAUGGUCUUUGCACUCGGAACACAAUUCUCGCAUCUUUUUCAGUCUACUGCCAGAGGUUCAAAUCGAGAGCUCAUGAGAAAUGCCUAUGAUAUUUGUCAAACGAUGGAUGAUACUAUUGCAUCGACGUUUUAUCGAAAGGCCACAAACUUGAUCCCUGAUAUUCUAGCCAUGGGCUCGAUCGAAAGCGUACAAGCCUUUCUCCUGUUCGGUAUAUAUGUCCUUCCUAUUGACCCAGCUGGCUUGUCUUGUACCUAUUUCGGAAUUGCUAUCAAGGUGGCAACACAAUUCAAUCUUCACCAGAAGACUAUCCGGGAUCUAUCUCCCCGAGAAGUUGAGUUGCGGAAAAGAGUUUGGUGGACUGCUUAUGCUCUCGAGCGCCGAAUUUGCAUCUUACAUGGACGACCUGUCUCUAUCUCGAGACUAGAUAUUGAUGCUAAUCUACCAAUCGAUUUGGAAGAAAUGCAACCCAAGGAAAGAAUCAACACUUUUCAAAACAACAUGGCCAUGCUCAAGCUGACUAUCUUCAUGGAGGAUGCUCGAGAUGGAAUUCUGGCGUUAAAGAGCAAAGAUAAGGUGCAGAAAGUCAGAGCAUUUCAAAACAUCACCCAACUCAAGGCGAGACUUCGCAGUUACUGGCAAAGUCUCUCCGAGGAGACCUUUUGUCGAGAUCUGACGCCUGGUAAACCGCUAUUUCGAUCCAACAUACAUCUCUUCUUAACAUAUAAUCUGGUUCAUAUCCUGAUUGGUCGAUCAUUUAUCCUGGACGAGUUGAAUAUCAAUACCAAGGACACGCCGAGUGCAGAGUGGACGAAACUGCGAAAGGAACUAGUCAACGACUGUGUCGACAGUGCUGUUACAACUAUUCACCUAUGUCAGACUCUACACGACGAGAGUAGUCUUUCAAAAUCUUCUUAUACCGAGUUCAGUUCCUGCUGUGCUGCUGUUCUCGCUUUGGUAGCAAAAUGUGUCUCUGACAGGAGCAAUAGUUGCAAGGACGCCUGCAAGAAAGGGAUGGAAUUGCUGCGAGAAAUAUCAACCGGCGUCUUUUCAACAAGUGGUGAGAAACGCACAGUAGAAGGACUGGAGAUUGCCUUCGACAGACUGAACCACGCAAAGGGACGAGACAGUACUGGGAAGCUCGACGAGGAUGGAUAUCUUCAGUUUCGAAAUUGGGUAGCCAUGCAGCAGAUUGUUCCUGGAGAAUCUCUGCAGCUACCUCGGCAGGAAAACUCUAUGCUGGAUGUUUUUGGAGGGCCUUCGCUUGCGUAUCAGUGUUCUGGGAUGGCGGGGGUUUAUAAGAGUGGCUGCUCUUUGCCUGCGCGUACGGAAGUGAUUUCUUUGCCGGAUUUGGGAGAUUGGUUUGAUCAUGGGUUUGGGCAGCCGGUAGCUUGAUGAUAUAUGACUUACGAAUUAUGAUAUUAA